CAACAGCCAACAGUGAAUUCCGAUGUAACAAAAUAUGUUCGAAAAUAUUCUCACGGACGAAAAAUGCCCCGCAUAUCGUACACGAUGACGCAUUGAGCGGAUAGAAGGAAGGUGGGUAAGAGUACCGUGAGAAAAUGGAACCUGUCGACCAUAGUGAGUGAAUUUAAGGUGCAAGCAUGUGCUGGAGAAUUGCCACGAUUUACAUAAUGGCUCACCUCUCGAGCAUUCGUGCUGAUAUGGAUUAUAUGGAGGGUGCGGGUUUCGAGGGCUCGAAAGACGAAGGCAUGUUCUACGUCUGGGUCGGCCUCUGCUCGGGCGUUCUGCUGACGCUGAGUGCUGUUCUGGCGAGGGUUGUCGUUCAGCAGUUGAACUCCGGCCGUCCUCUCACCCCCGACACACCGCCGAGGACAAAAUUCCCCGCCGACUUGGCCGCGAUCGAGGCUGAGGUCGACCUGACAACGACGACGCUUUCGAUAACAAAGAAAAAAAGAAUAUUGAGAACUUCAUGAAGGAUGUGUACAAAGAUAGGUAUGGGGAAGACAUUAAAGAGAGCGCAGUUAAGAGGUUGUACUCAGUUGCGGUCAGUAUAUUCGCUAUUGGCGGUAUGCUUGGCGGUUUUAGUGGAGGGAUGAUUGCCAACAGAUUUGGCAGAAAGGGGGGCUUACUGCUAAACAACGUGCUGGGCAUCGUCGGGGCAUGCCUUAUGGGUUGCACCAAAAUUGCCAACUCGUAUGAAAUCCUGUUCCUCGGCCGGUUCAUCAUUGGUGUUAAUUGUGGCUUAAACACCUCCUUGGUUCCCAUGUACAUAUCGGAAAUAGCACCACUGAACUUGAGAGGCGGCCUGGGCACGGUGAACCAGCUCGCUGUUACGGUGGGCCUCCUGGUCUCCCAGGUGUUGGGCAUCGAGCAGAUUCUUGGCACAAGAAAUCGCUGGCCGGUUCUUUUAGGUUUGGCCAUCUGCCCUGCCAUCCUGCAGCUAUUAUUAUUACCAUUUUGUCCAGAAUCUCCCAGAAGUGACAAUCCUUCGGUAACUGUAGUCAGAUUAUCUUACUUCGGAUACUUGCUCAUAACAAAGCAACGGGAAGAGGAAGCAAGGAAAGCCUUAAGAAGACUGAGAGCUAGUAAUCAAGUGGAAGAAGACAUUAAAGAGAUGAGAGCAGAGGAACGUGCUCAACAUACAGAAGCUUCCAUUUCAAUGACACAACUCACAUGCAGUCCAACAUUAAGGGCUGCUCUGGUUAUUGGGGUUGUUAUGCAGUUGUCACAACAGCUGUCCGGUACUAACGCAGUUUUUUACUAUUCUACAGAUCUGUUCAUGAGUUCUGGAUUGACCGAAGAGAGUGCGAAGUUUGCAAACAUUGGAAUCCCCUGAUGAAAAGGGCAGAACGACGUACCCUCGACUUGUACGGUCUGGGCGGGAUGUUCAUCUUCUCGAUCUACAUCAUUAUUUCAUUGUUAAUAAAGGUAACUUCAUAUUUACGCC
Neodiprion virginianus is the source of this 1483-nucleotide messenger RNA. Its product is annotated as glucose transporter type 1-like. Lineage: Eukaryota; Metazoa; Arthropoda; Insecta; Hymenoptera; Diprionidae. Bases 506 to 1372 code for a protein of 288 amino acids. Gene Ontology annotation, cellular component: membrane. The transcript has 6 exons. The record is from RefSeq and is a predicted model, not a curated record. Gene Ontology annotation, molecular function: hexose transmembrane transporter activity. Gene Ontology annotation, biological process: monosaccharide transmembrane transport.